AGUAUUUUUAAAUUGAGAAUAAAUAUGACACUUUACCAUUUUGGAAACUGUUUAGCCUUAGUUUAUGCUCCAUAUCAUAUGGCUUACAAAAUUUCUGGAAUUUCUGAAUACGCAACGUUCUCAAAAUGUGUGUACUCUGGAGGACUAUAUAUUUUCACACAGUUAUGCAAAAUGCUUCUUUUAGCUACUUUCUUCCCGGAUUCUGACGUUAAUCAAGUUGGAGAAUACAAUGGAUUUCUCGAAAUCCUUAAAUCAACAGUGGAUUUGGCCGAUUUACUGGGCUUGUACUUUGCAAUAAACGCAAUCCCUGGUAAAGGCCAUGCAAAGAUUUUAACAGCAGCUAUAGGCUGGGCGAGUGCUGAGGUGCUGGUGACACGCAGCAUACUACUUUGGGUCGGAGCAAGAGGUUCGGAGUUUGACUGGCGUUAUGUACGAUCAUGUGCGGAGUCCAAUGUAGCGCUGUUGCAACACGCCUCGACUGCCGCCCUUGUGUGGCUCUGGACUCGCAGCGAUUUGCCGCGCAAAUACACCCCACUUGUGAUAACGCUUCUGGCAUUAUCCCCGUACAGAAGCUUACUAGAAGAAACAGUAGCGAGCAUUAUGGCUCUGAGUGCGUGGGCGUUACUCGCGUUACGUGCAAUUCAUGCGUCCAUUGUCGGUCUUACGACUCUCGGCAUAUAUGCAGUAUUAGCUCAACAGAUUGGUAUAUAAUUCCACCAUAAUAAUAAUAAUAAUAGUAAAUUAUUAUUUAUUAUAUUAGUAUUUUAAAAUAUGUUUUAUAAAUUUGUCAUGUAAAAGUUUACUAUUCGUAUUUGCCUUUUGUUCCUUUUGUUAAGACAUAAUUUUUUCAUGUUUUAUCAAUCCAUUUACCACACACGUUUUAUUAUUCUAUUUACCUGUAUUAGUACUUUCUAGUAACUUUUACUGUUAUUUUAGGAAAACAACGUUUCAAUUGAAUAAUAUUAAGGAUUCAUGGAAUUCAGAGAGAGCCAUAGUUGUGUCGGUUUCAUUUAGUACUUCUUUAAAUGUAAGAUAUGAAAUACAGUCAUAAUAUUUAUACAGGUUUUCAUUACAAAAAU
This is a messenger RNA of Achroia grisella, 1079 nucleotides long. RefSeq names its product BOS complex subunit TMEM147. NCBI's taxonomy places the organism in Eukaryota, Metazoa, Arthropoda, Insecta, Lepidoptera, Pyralidae. The record is from RefSeq and is a predicted model, not a curated record. The coding region runs from base 25 to 711 and encodes 228 amino acids. The transcript is spliced from 4 exons.